AUGCUACAAGCGCCGGGAGAAAAGCGGGUUGCCCAUUGGAGGUCUCCGUUGGCUGGCCCUUGCCGUGGCUCGACCGCCAUCGACCCUCAGAUCAAUACCUCACUGCCGCUGUUGAUUUUCCUGGAAGAUUAUGACGACAAAGACGUGAGAGAUGAGUUACCUUGUUUCCCAUUUCCUUGUGGUGCCAUGAAACUCAUGGUUGUCCCCAAGAAAAAGGUUAGUAAACACAAGAGAGGUAUUAAAAAUGGACCAAAGGCUUUGAAACUUGUCCCAGUAAUCAUCCGUUGCACGUAA
Molecule: messenger RNA, 294 nt
Organism: Striga hermonthica
Lineage: Eukaryota; Viridiplantae; Streptophyta; Magnoliopsida; Lamiales; Orobanchaceae
Source: the annotation of a GenBank genome assembly